Molecule: messenger RNA, 1694 nt
Organism: Zingiber officinale
Lineage: Eukaryota; Viridiplantae; Streptophyta; Magnoliopsida; Zingiberales; Zingiberaceae
Product: glucan endo-1,3-beta-glucosidase 12-like
Exons: 3
Coding region: 44-1456 (470 amino acids)
Biological process (GO): carbohydrate metabolic process
Cellular component (GO): plasma membrane
Molecular function (GO): hydrolase activity, hydrolyzing O-glycosyl compounds
Source: RefSeq, a predicted model, not a curated record
UCUCCGCCUAUUUCCUCUUCGUUCCUGUGAUCGCUGCGGAGCAAUGGUGCGAAUGGAGAUUCUUUUUCUGCUCUUGUCGGCGUUUGUCUUCAGUUCUUCCUCAGUUGAAGCAGGGUUUAUUGGUGUGAAUUAUGGCCGGGUCGCCGACAACCUACCGCCGCCGGAGAACGUCGUCGCGCUUCUCAAGACUAUUGGCGUCACCAACGUCAAGCUCUACGACGCUGACCCCUCCGUGCUACGCGCGCUCGCCGGUUCUGGCAUCGAGGCCGUGGUCACUGUCCCUAACGAGCUGCUCGCCACCGCUGCCACCCGACGCAACUUCGCUCUCGCCUGGGUCCAGCGCAACGUCGCACCCUACUACCCUUCCACCCUCGUGAAGUUUGUUGCCGUCGGGAACGAGGUCUUUGCGGACCCGAAUAAUCUCACUGAUUUCCUCGUCCCGGCUAUGCGCAACUUUCACGCUGCGCUCGCCCAGCUCGGUCUUGACGGCGUCGUCAAGGUCUCGUCUCCGAUCGCACUCACUGCUCUUCAGACUUCGUACCCGCCCUCCUCCGGCGCCUUCCGGCCUGACCUCGCUGAGCCGGUGAUGCGGCCGAUGCUCGAGCUCCUGCACCAGACCGGAUCUUAUAUGAUGGUGAACGCCUACCCCUUCUUCGCAUACGAGGACAACACCGAUGCCAUUUCCCUCGAUUACGCCCUCUUCCAGCCCAAUUCCGGCGUCGUUGAUGCAGGCAGCAAUCUCCGCUACUACAGCCUCCUCGACGCCCAAAUCGAUGCCGUAUUCGCCGCAAUGUCCGCCCUCAGCUACGACGACAUCAAGAUCGUCUUAUCGGAGACUGGGUGGCCGUCCAAGGGCGACAAAAAGGAGACCGGUGCUGGCCUAGCCAACGCAGCCGCCUACAAUGGUAACUUGGUAAGGCGCAUCCUCUCUGGCAACGCAGGCACGCCAAUGAGGCCCCAAGCCGACCUCGACGUCUACCUCUUCGCGCUGUUCAACGAAAACCAAAAGCCCGGCCCGGAGUCCGAGAGGAAUUACGGGCUGUUCUAUCCAGAUGAGCAGAAGGUGUACGACAUCGCGUUCGCGCUCGGCGGCGACCCCCGCGGCCGCGGGAGGUGGAAUGAGAACAGGGGCCGGGCUAUCUCCCCGGCGCCGAGCACGGAGCGCGUGAGCUCGACCGGAGCGACCUGGUGCGUGGCGAACAAGAUGGCCGGGGCGGUGAAGCUUCAAGCGGCACUCGACUACGCCUGCGGCGAGGGCGGAGCGGACUGCCGCGCGAUCCAGCCGGGCGCCGCCUGCUUCCAUCCCAACACGCUGGAGGCGCACGCUUCGUACGCCUUCAACAGUUACUACCAGACGCAGGGGCGUGCCUCGGGCACGUGCGACUUUAAUGGGGCCUCCUUGGUGGUGUACCAACCGCCCGAAACGGGGACGUGCUUGCUACAGCACCGAGUUUGAGCGGCCGACGAGAAGACAUGGAGUACGCUCGGAGCUGAUCGGCCUUGGACUGGCGUUUACUUAGGCUGACCGUUAAUUAGUAUUUAUUUUAUUAAAAUUUAAGUCAUGCUAAUGUUAGAUUUUUCAGGUAUAAAAAUUUUAGUUUUUUUUUAAUUUAAAUGUAGUUGUAUGGUUGAAGAACACAUGGGAACUGUUGUUAACUUAAUCAAAGUGGAUUUGGUGAAAUGAUGAAAAGCCG